Capronia epimyces CBS 606.96 is the source of this 438-nucleotide messenger RNA. RefSeq lists its product as uncharacterized. The coding region runs from base 1 to 438 and encodes 145 amino acids. Lineage: Eukaryota; Fungi; Ascomycota; Eurotiomycetes; Chaetothyriales; Herpotrichiellaceae. The record is from RefSeq and is a predicted model, not a curated record. The transcript has 3 exons.
AUGGACUUAUUCCACGCGAUCACCCAGACCGUAGAUACUGUCCUGACCUGUCACUGGUACGACUCCUUCAAAGGCUUCAAAAUGGACAAUUCUAAGUCCGACGAUAAAACUAUGGAUACAGUGGCUGGCGGCGAAAGUACUCAGUACGAGUCCAUCAAGACUGUGACUCAGCCAACCGAGAAGCAGAGGGGACAAAUGGGUUCUGGCCCAAACACGUCCGAUACACCGCCAACUUCCCAAGACCGUGGCCGACAGUCCGCAGACAACAUCAGAUACGGGCAAAACAUUUCCGAGUCUGGUAUGGGUGGCACAACAACAACUUCCAGUGGGGUCGCAUCUCAGGGAGCCGGAUAUGGUGGAACUGCAGAUCAAUCUGAGAGUCAGAAGGACUCCCGGCCGCAGCAGGGAUAUGGUUCAGGAUCUGGAGUAGGGGCAUGA